AUGUCUGGGAAGACAGUUGAUCGGCGGUUCCUGCCGCCCGUCUACCUGGCCGUGAGCCUGGCCGGGCUGCUGGGCAACGCGCUGGGGCUCUGCAACCUGUGCGCCAAGGCGCGGCGGCGGAGCUGGAGCGCCCUGGGCCUGCUGCUCUGCAACCUGGGGGUGGCCGACCUGCUCUACGUGGUCACCCUGCCCUUCCUGGUGGCCUACUACCUGCAGGGCAGGACCUGGCUCUUCGGCAGAGCGAUGUGCCGGCUGACCCGGGGCCUCUUCCACCUCAACCUCUACGCCAGCAUCGGCUUCCUGACCUGCAUCAGCAUCCAGCGCUACCAGGGCAUCGUCUACCCGCUGAAGGUGCGGGGCAGGUGCCAGGCCCUGGGCCCGUCCCUUGGCCUCUGUGCAGGGGUCUGGGGCUGGGUCAUGCUUCAGGUGUCUCCUGAUUUCACCUUCAGCAAGAUGGAUCCUAACGGGACACGGUGCCACGAUACGACAGGGAACGAAGACGUGGGCAGGUACCGGCUCUACAUCCUGGCCAUCACCGUGACGGGGUUUGUCAUCCCCUUUCUCAUCAUCCUCGGCUGCUACUGCCACGUGGUGGUGGUUCUCUGCAGGAAUGGGAAUAUUGACCCCAGCAUCAAAAGGAAGUGCAUCAAACUGGCGGUCCUUGUGAUGGUCCUCUUCUCCAUCUGCUUCCUCCCGUAUCACAUCUUCAGGAACCUCAACCUCUUGUACCGAACCUGGCAAUACCAGGGCUUCUGCUCCCCGUCUACAAGCAGCGUCUAUGUUUCCUACCAGGUGACCCGGGGCCUGGCCAGCUUGAAUAGUGCCCUGAACCCCCUUCUGUACAUAAUGACCAGUGAGGACUGUGUGUCGUGGCGGCAGGACCUGCGCACGGCGUCGCUGAUCCUCUGCAUCCUCUUCUACCUGCUGGUGGGCGCCGCCGUCUUCGAUGCGCUGGAGUCGGAGGCCGAGACGGGCCGCAAGCGGCUGCUGGAGCAGAAGCGCGGGGAGCUGCGCAAGAAGUACCGCUUCUCGGCCGCCGACUACUGCGAGCUCGAGCGCCUCGUGCUGCAGGCCGAGCCGCACCGCGCCGGCCGCCAGUGGAAGUUCGCCGGCUCCUUCUACUUCGCCAUCACCGUCAUCACCACCAUCGGUUAUGGGCAUGCUGCUCCCGGCACAGAUGCUGGCAAAGUUUUCUGCAUGUUCUAUGCAAUCCUUGGCAUCCCCCUCACCCUGGUUAUGUUCCAGAGUCUUGGGGAACGCAUGAACACAGUCGUCCGGCUGCUGCUGAAGAAAAUUAAGAAGUGUCUGGGCAUGAAGACCACUAAAGUCUCCAUGGAAAACAUGGUCUUGGUUGGCUUCCUCUCCUGCAUGGGCACACUGUGCAUUGGAGCAGCCACCUUCUCCUAUUUUGAAGGCUGGACCUUUUUUCACGCCUAUUACUACUGCUUCAUAACCCUGACCACUAUUGGGUUUGGGGACUUCGUGGCUCUGCAGAAGAACGAAGCUUUGCAGAAGAAGCCGCCCUAUGUGGCUUUCAGCUUCAUGUACAUUUUAGUUGGCCUGACAGUGAUUGGAGCCUUCCUUAACUUGGUCGUGCUUAGGUUUUUGACCAUGAACUCAGAAGAUGAGAGACGAGAUGCAGAAGAGAGGGCAUCGCUGAGGAGAGCCAGGAACAAUGUCCACCUGAAAGAAGACAGUAAGAGCAGAAAUGCUAUUUUUCUACCUGCAGAAGACAGGACGAGCCAGAUGAACCUCAUCCCGUUGAUCCAGGAAGACACUGACAGACAGAGGCGCCAGUCUUCAAAUUCUGCAACCAGGGUCCCUUCCUUCUGCACGUGCCUGUGCUACAGACCUCGGCUAUGUGGAAGCCCUGCACCCUCCCAUCCCGAGACCCUCAGCUGCCACACCAACCCCGUGUACUAUAAUUCCAUUUCUUACAAAAUUGAUGAGGUUUCCCUGAGCACCAGGGAUCAAACUGGGUUCUCUUCCCCAGGGAGCACAUUAUCUUCCAACAGCCCCAGCUGCAGGGGCCACUCCCGCCUCCGGAGGAAAUCUAUCUGAAGAGGGAAUUUUUACUCUGAACUGUAUUCUGCUCCUGCAGUCAUAUUUUGAUGAUAAAUUAUUAACUGAGCUGUCAGCUCAUCGUUUUAUUGCUCUCAUUUCUUCUCCUCUGCCCCACUCCCUUUUAGAUCAGCUUCAACUCUAGCAGCUGCCAGCCAGCUACACUAUAUGCUGUCCAAAAGCAUCUUUUAAAUACUGCUGAUGACUAAUCAUCUCUUUUAGCAGGGUACAAGGUCAAAUCAAGUUACAUAUUUUUUGCAGUUGGCUGAAGCAUUUGGAAUUCAAAUGAAAGAGUGCACAAAGUGUAGGAGUGGGUCUCGUGUCUAGGGUGGAAUCGUUGCUUUGGAUUUGCCUUAUAAAAACAAACAAACAGACCCCAAAUCGCAUCAUGGUAACGGGUUUUGGUUAACCCUUAGGCUGCCAAUAGUUAAUGGUGUAAAUCUAUAGCCAGGCAGGUUGAAAGAUUUGAUCCAAAAAUUCACUGCAAAAAACCUGAAUUCACAGUCCCACUAGGGACAAACUCAUAUAUUUGGACUCUUCCCCAAACUGGAAAUAUGUAGUUGUUUAGGUUUGCAACUAAUCAUUUGUAUUUGAGGUGAUAAUAAUAAAAGAAUCUCUCAAAGCAAACUCCAAACAGUACGUAAGCGCAGGUAGCAAAGCUGGCAGAAGCGGACAGCAAGGAAGAGGACAGAUCACAAAGCACAGUACAAUGGCCAAGCUGCAGGGUUUAGCGGUGCUGCAUUUGCUGCAUGGGUGUGGAGUUGUGGGGGAGAAUAUUCACAAUGUCUGUGUCACAGUUCAGGCCAUUUAAAUGACAUUCUUAGUCCCCAUUUUAAGCACCUGUCCUGUGGCUUGACAGUGCACCAACCAGCUGAACCAUAAACCAGAUGGACCAACUGCUUUUAGUUGGAAUCUUAAUACAGACCUCGGCUCUGAGCAGUCAAUGUUUGAUUGCCGUGCUCUGAUUUCAAGGGGACACCUGGAGAUCUCGCACAACAAGACUGAGUAAAACACACAAACCAUCCUGCUCCCUCUGACCCCUUCCCCUGCGAUGGGUACUGGGUGACAGCGUGGGGAACAAGAUGGGCUGGAAUUGGGAGUGUUAGGUUUCAAAUCUUGACAUCUAGUUGAAGGUUAACAAGAUUAGGGAACGUGCCUUUUUCUGCCCUAAAUGCACCUAGCCCCUGUCUUUUGGUCUGAGGGCCAAACCUGUCUUGAAGGUCUCAAAAGCCCCAUUAACCUUGCUGUCUAAGUGUGGAGGGAUUGCAGAUUGUAACACUCACUGUAUCUCUCUUGCCACAGUUUCUGUUUUCCCACUUUCAGGUAUGCCCCCAGCACUCAGCGGCAGAGUUUAUGAUUCUUAAUCAUUCUCAGUUACAAGAACCCUUCAGUUCCUGCUCACUGUCCUUUGUGCCUCUGACAGCAACCAAGGGUAAACAAGGUCUUUGCUCCAGAUCCAGCUCCAGUUUCCAGACGGAAAGCCAGGGUGCACCACGCUGCAUCGUCCCACCAUGGAGUCAUCUCAAAACCUUUAUGUUCGUUCCAACAUAUGAGCUCCCCCCAUGCUGUGUUUGUGUGGUACUUGCUGCGAGGUAUCUUUGGAACAGACGAGCUUCUUGUGUGGUGGAUGAAACCACCUGGGAGCCGUAGUCUGGAGUACAGACUUCCGAGCGAUGAGAGCCAUUUUGCACUAAAGGCAAGUCUGAUGAAGCACCCAAAAGCUGCCUAAUCUCAUGGAGGGCCCAGAACUGCAACCUAUAUCUCUGUGUUCUGCCUCUUUCUCCCAGAAAAGGAUCUCUGCUUGCUCCCUCAGUGAAACUUGGGUGUAACUGGUGUAAAUCAGCAAAGCUUUGAUUUCACAGGGUGUUUGGUGGAGCUGAGCUUCUGGCUCUUGGUCUGCUGGGACUCUGGUGUAUUCCCCUUUCCUUUCUCUUUUGCAACUGUCUUGGAGAGCCAUGGUCCUCACUAGGGGAGGCAUGGAAACAGGUAAGAGGACUUGGUGCAGCACAAGGUCAGGCAUUUGGGCAGUUGCCUUACCCUUGCAAUCCUCCUGAGGGAUGACCUUUCACUUGAAUGAGGAGCUCCCUCUCCUUCCAUCCCAAUAUGGGCUGGUGAAGCCCUUGUGACCUUUUUUCCUCUGCCAUCCUCUCCAGUGCUUUGGAAGCCAUCUUAAUGUCCUGAGAUUUCCACAAGGAAUGCCCCCCAGGGUCAUCUUUCUUUGCUCAGCUUUCUCCUAAGGAGGGGAAAGAAUUCAAAGUGGGUAGAGGGAAAACCAAGGCACUUGGCAGGAGGUUUUGCCCUCUUCCUGGGAGAUCUCUGGAGCCAGAGCAUUGACAGGGCAGGGAGGCAGGGCUAUGAAAUUUAGGAUUAUAAAUCUGCAAAAGGAAGUCCCUACAGCCCUUGAGCUUAGUGGAAUAAGACUGCAGGAGCCGAGGGGCCUGAAAGCCCCAUGGUAGUAAAGAAGCACAAAGGGGAGUUGGUCUGUUGUGCAAACACCAAUCCUCUGCAUAGUCCAUGGUAGCAAAGCCCAACUCAGCUGUUACAUAAAGUAUUCAUCAAAUCAGUCAGUUAGCCUGGUUUAAUCCAAAUCAUAGGCCAGUGUUCCUACCCAAGGACCAUGCUAUAGUCAUGUCUGGUCAACCAGAGGAGUGCAGGCCCAGCAAUCAGUGCACCAAAAUAAAAUCAUCAGGAAUGAGAGAACAAAACUGCCCAUCACCCACUUUUUGAGCUAAAUUAUUUGGCAUUGAAACCAGGAAGAACAGAUACGCUAAAAGAAGGGAGCUUUGUCAUCACAGCUCCUGUCCCUUCCCAUCUCCUGGGACCCACACUACCACUUUUGGACCUUUGUCAUUGUGAUUUUGAGAGUUGGCCAAACCAUCCUGAGUCCAAGGGAGGGACCCAGAUGACUGCCAUCUCCAGCAACUAACUGGCUCCGUAGCAACCCCUGGAUUGGGAGAUUUGGGUUCCUUCCAUUGCCCUUUCUCUUGCGUCUCCUUUUCCUUCCCUUCCCUGUUUCUUCUUUCUUUCCUAUCCUUCAGCUAACAGAGUCAGGAUUACCCAGCCAUUUUGUGUAAUACUGCUGUGAGGCUAUCUAAAGGCAGCUCAAAAGCAGUGUCCUGCACCACCCCAUGGUGGUAAGAGUGUCCAAUAAGGCUGCGUGCUGGGCUGGGUCUCUUGCUGCAAGGUUGCAAGAGCAUCAGAAAGAAAAACUUCAUUUUUCUGGUUUUGGUAUUUUCUUUCUCCUUUUUUGUCUUAUUUAGUUUUCAAGGAAACAGGCUCAGACUAGACCAAUAAUAACGACCAUGGCAUCUCUAUUGCAACUAACUUCUUUCAGUUUCUACCAUUUAAAAGAUCUAAAAGACUGCCAAAUGGGAGGGGGCAGGGGAUUUUCCUCUGUAACUAGGAGGAAAGGGAAUAAAGGAACUGCUAAAAUGAAAGCCUUAAUUGAUCAUGUGCAUUUUAAAUGCUUUGCCUGUUUCUCUCCUUUUUUUCUGUAUCUUUAAUAAAAGUUUUUUCACGGUGGUGGUUUA
Molecule: messenger RNA, 5591 nt
Organism: Gavialis gangeticus (Gharial)
Lineage: Eukaryota; Metazoa; Chordata; Crocodylia; Gavialidae
Gene: KCNK15
Product: potassium two pore domain channel subfamily K member 15
Exons: 4
Coding region: 1-2061 (686 amino acids)
Biological process (GO): G protein-coupled receptor signaling pathway
Cellular component (GO): membrane
Molecular function (GO): neuropeptide receptor activity
Source: RefSeq, a predicted model, not a curated record